AUGCUCGAGUCGGCGUCGAGCCGAGUCAAUUCCACUAAUACUGAGGGAACAAAUUUCCUCUUCAUCGGCGGUUUGAUAAUGGCGGUCAGCGUGGAAAAAUGUGAUCUUCAUAAAGGAGUUGCCCUUCGGUGCUCCGUCUCGUCGGCAGUCAACCGAGUCGGGAUCAUGGCCGGUUUCACAGGAUUGUCACCGCGUUAUAUCAGCAGUCGAUUGGCUUGUGGAAAAAAUGGCCACCGGGUUUUGUGUUGUCGAUUUGUUCAUGGCGAAUACGGUGCAGGAACGGGCACAGCCACGGGGACACCCUCAAAUCUUGCGAUGCUUGGGCAAUUAACAAACCUUCCUCGCCGAGGACGGCGCUCCGUUGAACUACAUCUCGUGGAUUUCUUCGCCGUCCCGUUGAUGUUGAAGGCUCCGGGAGAGGAUGGUACGUCACAAAGAUGCUUCACGAAAGAUAUGAGCAAUUGCCGAGUAACGAUGAUGGUUCGGAGGGAUUAUGCAUGGCGAUUGCGAUGUUUGGUGACAAAUAUUUGCUCGAACACGGUGAGCCGCGAGCAUCUUCGUGCUGAUCGUCGCCACUUUGGCGCAAGAGGUCCCGAAAUCCAUCCGGCUCAACUGAUGUUACCCACGACUCUUGCCUGU
Mesorhabditis belari is the source of this 639-nucleotide messenger RNA. Lineage: Eukaryota; Metazoa; Nematoda; Chromadorea; Rhabditida; Rhabditidae. The record is from the annotation of a GenBank genome assembly.